Messenger RNA from Orbilia oligospora ATCC 24927, 1608 nucleotides. RefSeq lists its product as uncharacterized. Gene Ontology annotation, molecular function: acid phosphatase activity. The coding region runs from base 1 to 1608 and encodes 535 amino acids. The record is from RefSeq and is a predicted model, not a curated record. The transcript has 3 exons. Lineage: Eukaryota; Fungi; Ascomycota; Orbiliomycetes; Orbiliales; Orbiliaceae.
AUGGGUAUCCUCCUUGAACCUAGCCCUCCGCUAGGGAAGUUGCGAGCUCGAUGGUAUAAAGCUGCUAUUUUGCUCUUGGCUCUCUUGCUCAUAAUAUUGAACUGGAGACGAAGCUGCAUAUCGAGCUAUAACUACACGGACGAGGAUAAUAAAAUCCUCUAUGGCCGCGAGGAUUGCGUGUCUUUAGUUGUAUUCACAGCAAAUAUGUUCAUCUGGGGCCUAGUAACGCCCAUGGUGCUGCUGACUGAACUGGUAACCGGGAAACUUAUAUUGAGGCAACGACGCUGCGACUCACCAGAUAACGGUUAUUCCUGCCAUAAGGACAUAAGUCGUUCAUGGGGCCCCUAUUCACCUUACUUUUCUAUCGAACCUACUACUGAUUCGAACUUGGAUAUCUACCACAAUUGCCAAGUCACCUUCGCAAACGUCUUAUCUCGACAUGGCGCUCGAUAUCCAACUAGAGGCGCCGGUGAGAGUAUCAAAUUUACCCUCAAUAAAAUUCAGUCCCAAGCGACGUCGUAUUCCCACAAAACAUCCUUCAUCAAAAAAUUCCAAUACACCCUAGGUUCCGAUACCCUCACGCCAUUCGGCGAACAGGAAAUGUACAAUUCCGGAGUCAGAUUUUACCGCCGUUACAAAUCUCUAGCUUCCGAUCAUGUCCCUUUCUUCAGAUUCUCGGCUCAACAGCGGGUCAUUGACUCAGGCGACAAAUUUGCACAAGGCUUCAUUGACGAAAGGGCAAAGCAAAUCGGCGGGCCUGUGAUGUCCUUCCCACCCCCGGUCCUAGUCUAUGAAGGAUACCCAUUCAACAAUACUAUGGACCAUGGUACCUGCCGCGAAUUCGAGACUGGAAGGUUCUCUAAAGUCGCAUCUGCAGCUCAAACUGAAUAUGCCACUUCUUUCACAAAACCCAUCAUUAAGUGGUUGACUAGCGAAAUUUCCGGGGUCAGCAUAACUCCCCAGGACACAAUCAACUUGAUGUCACUCUGCCCGUUUUAUACUGUCGCGGAGCCAACCGGUGACCCACUGCCACCGUUUUGCGAGUUAUUUAGCAAGGAUGAAUUCAAAUUAUACAACUACUAUCUCUCUCUCGGAAAGUUUUACGGAUAUGGCCCUGGCAAUCCGUUGGGACCAGCUCAGGGUAUUGGCUACGUCAAUGAGCUUAUCUCCCGGUUAACUAGUACUCCAGUUAAUGACUCGACUACGACCAACAGCACGCUCGAUAACGACCCAGCUACCUUUCCUCUUGGAAAGAAACUGUAUGCCGACUUCUCACAUGAUAACACAAUGACUUCUAUCUUUUCGGCUUUAAAUCUCUUCCAAGGGAUCCGCAACCUUUCGACCACUGAAAUAGAACAGACCAGCAAGUUCAACGCGGCGGAGUUGGUUCCCUUUGCUAGCAGAAUGUACGUGGAGAAGCUGCAAUGCAUGGAUAAUAAGGGGAAGGAGUUUGUCAGGGUUGUUAUCAACGAUAAAACGAUGGAAUUAAAAGCUUGUAAAAAGGAUAAGAAAGGUCGGUGUGCAGUUUCUGCUUUUGUAAAUAGUCUGAAAUGGGCAAGGGACGGUGGAAACUGGGCGGAAUGUGGGUGGCCGUAUGAAAGUAACUAA